Erigeron canadensis is the source of this 1348-nucleotide messenger RNA. Its product is annotated as nuclear transcription factor Y subunit A-1-like. The record is from RefSeq and is a predicted model, not a curated record. NCBI's taxonomy places the organism in Eukaryota, Viridiplantae, Streptophyta, Magnoliopsida, Asterales, Asteraceae. The transcript is spliced from 6 exons. Gene Ontology annotation, cellular component: CCAAT-binding factor complex. Gene Ontology annotation, molecular function: DNA-binding transcription factor activity, RNA polymerase II-specific; RNA polymerase II cis-regulatory region sequence-specific DNA binding. Gene Ontology annotation, biological process: regulation of transcription by RNA polymerase II. The coding region runs from base 157 to 1008 and encodes 283 amino acids.
AUUAUCUUUUUUUCACAGUCUCUCUGUAAAACAUAUUUUUAUUUAUAUAAGAAGAUUUACACCUGAAUUUUCUCCGAUUCAUUGCCCCAAUCCCAGGGUUUUAUUUUUCGCGUUUUACACUCGUAGACGUUGCUGAAACAGCAUUGCAUAAGUUCCAUGUCCUCUACUGCCAUGCGGGCAAAUGCAUCUGAUUCAUCUUGUCAGGAAGAAUCAGUAGACAUUACAUCAUCACAGUCCGAUGAAGUUUUAAGUGACGAAGAGGAUGAUGUUAGCAAAGAAACGCAAGGUGCUCAGUCUUUUCCUUCAGAUAGCCAUGGACAAGAGCAUAAAAAAUAUCAGCAGGGAGUGCCAAACCUGCUUUCAAGUAAUGGAGAAACCCUUGGGCAGGUCCCACAACACGAACUUGCUAGCCACUCGAUUGCCUAUGCUCCAAAUCCAUAUGGGGAUCCAUAUUAUGGAGGAAUGAUGGCAGCUUAUGGUCAGCCUAUGAUUCAUCCGCAGUUUCUUGAUAUGCAAGCGAGGAUGCCUUUACCCAUUGAUAUGGCACAAGAUCCUGUUUAUGUGAAUGCCAAACAAUACCAUGCAAUAUUACGUCGAAGGCAAUGCCGUGCAAAAGCGGAACUUGAAAAGAAGCUAAUAAAGGAUAGAAAGCCUUAUCUUCAUGAAUCUCGGCAUCAGCAUGCAAUGAGAAGGGUGAGGGGUACUGGGGGUCGUUUUGCAAAGAAGACUGAAGCUGUUUCGUCAAAACAUGGAGAUGAAGAUAAAAAACCAUCGUCCCAGUCUGGGAAAUCAACUGGUAAUAAGCGUGUUAACUCGGAGUCUGCUGAAAGUUUGGAAACAAGUGGCGGAUUGGUAAAUUCUGUUAAUGGUCGUACAUAUCCUGAUAAUGGAGAUAAUUAUGGGGCAUCAUCGGGGUAUCAUAUGGGUAGAGGUGAUGGAGGAGGUUCUCUAGGCCAGCAGUGGAUAAACAUGUCAUCAAACCAGGCUUCAAACAGGGCUGUUGCAUGAAGUGAAGCUGAAGCUGGCCGGCAAAUCAUUCUUGGCUUUUGUUUUAAGAGGACUAAAAGGUAAAUGUACCUUUUUAGUUGUCUCUUUGCUUUUGUUUUGAGAUUACCUUUCUCAGGAAGAAUGUUAUGUACAAAGUAUGUUUUUGUGGUUAGAAAGAUGGGUUGGCUUGUGUUUUGGCAUUUGGAGGUGAAACGUCAAAUUUAGGAAAUACUGGCAUGUUAACUGGAAGUUUGUCUGCCUACUGUUUAACCUUGGGGUAUAAUGUUGUGGCCAUCGAAAUUUGGAACUCCAUUAUUGCUAUUUCUGCAUAUGGUUGUAGUGUUUGUUAUGUGUUUGUUGA